AUGCCUCCUCCACCGAAACCGAAGCCACCACACAAGAUGGUCUUGACGGCUAACAGCCUCCGGAACACUACAUUCUCGGUCGGAAACGAUACGUUUUACUACGAGGUCGUCACUCGUUUCUGGCACCCAAAUCUUACAAGAAUCAUCAAACACGAUUUUGAGACGCGGGAGCUAACACCUCUAGCCGAAAUCGAAGGCUUGCAAACAAAGGAGCCGAGGGUACGAUUUGGUGGCGAGAAGGGUGACUGGAUGUCUGCCUCUGAUUUCGUCAAGUUUGAACCCGACGCUAAGGGAGGGGCGUUUGCCACGGAUGCCGGCGUUCAAUAUAAAUGGAAGAUCACCAAGGGCAAUUUCCAGCUCGUACGAGCCGAUGAUCCAGAAGAAAAAUCGCUGGUGGACUUCCAUCCGCACAAGCGGCACUUCUGGAUCUUCCGCAUGUCGAAGCACGCAUUCCUCGAGAUCAAGCCUGAGCCAGAAGUACUAGAGGUUCUGGAACGGCUCAUUGUGAGUUACCUCCUUGUGGAGAGAAGACGGAGAGAUGCGGGCUUGCAAGUCAAGUUCAAGCGCUCUUGA
Molecule: messenger RNA, 573 nt
Organism: Fibroporia radiculosa
Lineage: Eukaryota; Fungi; Basidiomycota; Agaricomycetes; Polyporales; Fibroporiaceae
Exons: 4
Coding region: 1-573 (190 amino acids)
Source: RefSeq, a predicted model, not a curated record